UUUCGCCUUGUUGUGUUUAGUGUCUGUGACAUAUGGUGGUAGCUAACCUCAAAAUUAAAUUUGAAAAAAAAUGUCUAUAAAAACGAAAGAAGUCCUCAAAGACGACAUCGUCCAAGCCGUGGUGGUGGCGGACACUUUUGGCGACGAAUUCUUACCGAUUUCGUCCGAUAUUCCUCUGGCUCUCUUCCCCCUAAUUAACAAGCCUUUGAUUGACUACACGUUAGAAUUCUUGUCGUUUGGAGGAAUCGAGGAGACUUUCUUGUUCUGUUGCUCCCAUACAGAAGCCAUAAAGUCUCACAUUAACCAAGGUAUUAAAGACGGGGCUGAAUGGAGCUUAACAAUGAAGGUGAACGUCAUAGUGUCAGAGAGCUGCCACUCAUUUGGGGACUGUCUCAGAGAUUUAGAUAGAAAGGGGAUUUUACGGGGUAGUUUUGUCUUGUUGGAACCUGGAACUCUCUCUAAUAUAAAAUUGUUGCCAAUUAUACGUAAACAUAACGAGAUUGCCAAUAAGGAUAAGGGGGCUGCCAUGACGCUUAUUUUUCAAGAGUCAGGGAUUGGGCAGAUGGGCCGUGACCCUAAUGAAGAAGCCGUGGUAGCUGUAAAUAGUAGCAAUCGGAUUUUGUUCCACAGAAAAAUGGGUCAGUCAAGAGAGAGAAAAAUAGAAUUUCCUUUAGAAAUAUUUCUAGAUAAUUCCAGCGUGUCGCUACACCAUAAUUUGAAAGACACACAUAUAGCUAUUUGCUCUCCUUCAGUACUACCCCUAUUUUCUGAUAAUUUUGAUUUUCAAACAAAAGACGAUUUUGUUAAAGGGUUGUUAAUGAAUGAGGAAAUUCUCGGCAGUACGGUGUACUGCCAUAUUACUAAGGGUAAUAAUUAUGGGGGCGCGGUCACCGACUGGCGCAUGUACCAAGCCGUGAGUCGGGAGUUGCAAAACAAAUGGAUCUACCCUCUACAACCAUCAGUUCUUAGAAAUAACAUACUAAAAAAUGGUGUUAUUGUUGGAAAAGGUGUUCACAUUAAAGAUAAUAAAAAUAUUAUUAAUAGCGUCAUAGGUGAUAAUGUCCACAUAGGUGAAAAUGUACAAAUUCGGGAUAGUUUUAUUUUCUCUAAUACGAAAAUUAAUGAUGGCGUUAUUGUCACUCAUAGCGUAAUAGGGCCAAAUUGCGAAAUUAAAUCAAAAACUAAAAUUACAGUUGGUAGUAUUAUUGGUAAGGGUGUCACCUUAGAAAAAGAGCACCUGAUUGAAGAUACUCUUGUUCAAGCCACAGAACCCGAAAAUUGUGACCCUAAAGACAAACUAGACAAAAAAGCCUUUAGAUUAAAAGUCACUGGUACCGAAGACGACUUAGGCAAGAUUUUAUCGAAAAAACUCUCCAGACUCCACAUUGAAGACAACCGACCGGAAGAAUCCGACGACGACGCAUUUUCAGACAGCGAGGACGAAGAACUCUCCUACACGCAGUCUCCGGUUCCUGAUGAUACGAAACUGUUCUUUACUGAAGUAAUAGACAGCUUGACUCGAGGUUUUGAAGAUGAAUUACGGUGCGAGCACCUGAUUCUCGAAAUAAAUUCGUCGCGUUAUGCGUAUAACGUAACAGUGAGAGAGGUGAAUUUCAACGUAAUAAAAGCUAUUUUGCAUAUGUCGUUGAGGCUCUCUACUGGACCUCAGUAUUUCUCUCAGUUUGUUCGUUUGCUGUCAUACUUUGCUCCAGUCCUGAAGAACUACAUACGUAACGACGACGCCAUGUUGGAUACUCUGCAAGCAGUAGAGGAUGUAGCAAUCUCGAAUGAAAACGUAAACGAAAAGUGGGUUAUGUUUGUUUUAAAGUGGUUUUAUGAUAAGGAUUACAUCAGUGAAGAUGUCAUUUUGGAGUGGUCGAAAACUCUAGAUGCGAAGAGCCGUUUUUAUGCACAGGUUAAGCCGUUCACUGAUUGGUUGGAGGAGGCUGAAGAGGCGUCGUCGUCGGAUGAAGACUAACAUACUGUUUAAGUGUAUAAAUAAAAAUUUUUCUACUA
This is a messenger RNA of Zophobas morio, 2016 nucleotides long. It is a transcript of the gene eIF2Bepsilon, whose product is annotated as translation initiation factor eIF2B subunit epsilon. Gene Ontology annotation, molecular function: translation initiation factor binding; guanyl-nucleotide exchange factor activity; translation initiation factor activity. Lineage: Eukaryota; Metazoa; Arthropoda; Insecta; Coleoptera; Tenebrionidae. Gene Ontology annotation, cellular component: eukaryotic translation initiation factor 2B complex. Bases 71 to 1978 code for a protein of 635 amino acids. The transcript is spliced from 10 exons. The record is from RefSeq and is a predicted model, not a curated record. Gene Ontology annotation, biological process: biosynthetic process.